CCUGCGAGAAACCUUCAAUCGAGACGUACUAUCAACAAGUAUCCUCACGCCGCCCAGGCGAAGAGAACCAUGUCUCACAAAGGGAUGCUCGAGAAGUGGGCGCUGGCAAUCGAGCACCACGAAGCCCGUGAUUACGAACUUGCAGUGAAGACGAUCGAGAAGAACGACCCCACCGCGAAAGGCUACUUCAACAUUGGCAUGAUCCACUCCAUGUUCGGAUGGCACGGCGAAGCGGUGACUGCAUUCAUACGCGCCGUGACGAAAGAUCCAGACCUAGCGAUCGCCUGGUUUCAAUUGAGCGUAUGCAACUUCCUGCUCGGCGAGUUUGAAGAAGCUGCCUUGAACGCAAACGAAUGCUACGCGAAGAUGCGCGGAAAUCCAGUGAUCGACUACCAGCAACUCGGCCUCGACCACAAGCUGCACUCGUGCGAGGUAUUGUACAACCGCGGCAUCUGCUCAAUUUACGAUGGAGCUGAGGAAGAGGGUAUCGAGGAUCUUAUCUGGGCGGCGGAGGCGGUAACAUUGGAUGAACACAAAGCUAUCCGUGAAGCGAUUGAGGCCAAGGGAAAGCACUGCACCGUCUUCUCUGUCGGCGCCGGAAACCUCUUCCGUCCACCGAAAUACAAGAUCGAGAACCUCCCCGAGAUUGACUAUCUUGGAACGUCAAGACUGAUUCAUGCCGAUGAUCCUGAGGACCACGACACUGGUUUCACGGGUCACCAACAAUUGCAUAGAAUGCUCUCCAGAUCAGUCAGCGCACCGUGAGAUAGUGGCGUGGGUGUAGAUGCAACCGUGUGGCAUUCAUUUUUGAUUCUGUAAAUGGCAAAGACGGUGCGGGUUCUAGCG
Tricharina praecox is the source of this 846-nucleotide messenger RNA. RefSeq lists its product as uncharacterized. Gene Ontology annotation, molecular function: protein binding. The transcript is spliced from 4 exons. The record is from RefSeq and is a predicted model, not a curated record. Bases 70 to 765 code for a protein of 231 amino acids. Lineage: Eukaryota; Fungi; Ascomycota; Pezizomycetes; Pezizales; Pyronemataceae.